ACAAAGGCGGAUCAAGGGUGAGCUGGGGGAACCAUGCGUUCCAGCCUUGCCUGAAUUCACAGCCCCCACCUGUGGGAUCAUCGCCUCCCUCAUGGCGCAGAGCAGGAGCUGAGCAUGGAGAGCAGGGAGGACAAAUGCCCGCGGCAGAACCUGGUGGCAGAGGCCGUUUUGAGCGGCUCCACGGCGCAGGAAGCCAACGGGGAGGAAAAGGCCCGGAGCUGCCGCACGAGGAGGGGCUGCAAACGCAGAUGGCGGGGAUGUGAGGGGGAAAGAGCCAGCCUGGGCCGGGAAGGCGGCCGGAGAUGGAGCCAGAGCUCAGAGCUGGUGCUCCAUGAGCAGCUCCAUGAUGGGGAGAAGCCCCACACGUGCGUGGAGUGUGGGAAGAGCUUCAGGUGGAACUCCGAGCUGAUCAGGCACCAGAGGAUCCACACUGGGGAACGGCCCUACGAGUGUGGGGAGUGUGGGAAGAGCUUCAGCUGCAGCUCCAGCCUGAUCAGGCACCAGAGGACCCACACGGGGGAGAGGCCCUAUGAGUGCUCCAAGUGUGGGAAGAGGUUUCAGACCAUCUCUGAUCUUCUCCUGCACUAUCAGAGUCACACAGAGGAGAGGCCCUUCCAAUGCCCAGACUGUGGGAAGGGAUUCAAGCGUAACUUCGCCCUCAUCACCCAUCGGCGCAUCCACACUGGGGAGAGGCCCUACGAGUGUGAUAAAUGCAGGAAGAGGUUUCUGACCAGCUCCCAUCUCCUCCAGCACUAUCAGAUUCACAGAGAGGAGAGGCCAUUCCAAUGCCCCGACUGUGGGAAGGGAUUCAGGCACAACUGCACCCUCGUCACCCACCGGCGCAUCCACACUGGGGAGAGGCCCUACGAGUGUCCCCAGUGUGGGAAGAGCUUCUCCUGCAGCUCUAACUUGACCAAACACCAACGGAGGCACCGGUAAGGGAAGCCCUGCGAGUGCCCCGAGUGCGGGAAGAGCUUCGUGCGCUGCUGCAGCUCCAUCCCCCACUGGAGGAGGCACUUUGGGCACAGCCCUGGUCACUCACAUUCCCUGUGAUCCAUGUUGGGGACACUCCUGGCUGCUUCUCCUUUGGUUUGACCUGAAUUUUUUUCUCUUCUCCAUCUCUCUGUCCUCCAAAAGUCCAUUGGGAUGGAACAGUCACCUCAAAACCACUCUAAUUCCACUGAAAAUAACUGAAUUUUAACCCAAAAAGGGCUCAAUUCCACCUCAGAUUGCUUGUUCCUUCCUCAAAAAACUCAAUCCCAUGCCAAACUCACUCCAUUCCACAACUGUCAAGUUGAGAUGGAGUUGGAAGGAGAUUGGGAGAAGAGGGAUCCCAAUUUGGAGCAAUGGGAUGGGGAUUGUGUGGGGCUGGGUGUGUGGGAUGUAUUUGAUAGCAAAUAAAACUUUCAGAGUUACUGA
This is a messenger RNA of Agelaius phoeniceus (red-winged blackbird), 1419 nucleotides long. Lineage: Eukaryota; Metazoa; Chordata; Aves; Passeriformes; Icteridae. The record is from RefSeq and is a predicted model, not a curated record.